This is a messenger RNA of Hyposmocoma kahamanoa, 8959 nucleotides long. It is a transcript of the gene Ten-a, whose product is annotated as teneurin-a. Gene Ontology annotation, biological process: motor neuron axon guidance. Bases 433 to 8523 code for a protein of 2696 amino acids. NCBI's taxonomy places the organism in Eukaryota, Metazoa, Arthropoda, Insecta, Lepidoptera, Cosmopterigidae. The record is from RefSeq and is a predicted model, not a curated record. The transcript has 25 exons.
GCGCGCCUUGUCGUUGUCAGUCGCGCGGUCACUCGACAUAACACCUCAGGCCUGAGAGGUACGCUGGUGCUCGAGCAGCCCGCAUGCUACUCGUCGGCAACUGACCGAUACCGUACCGGUCUCAGUCGCGCGUGACCUCCGCCCUUGCGGAGCGCCCGUGUCCACCGCGACACCACCAACUGACACCGCGGUAUGUCCCUGAAGCCUCUUGCUCUGGCUGGAGUAGCAGAUUCAUAUUUUCAAUUAAGAAAAUAAGUGUUUCAAAAUGAUAGACAAAAAGAACAUUUGAACUUAACCAGUGAAUUUCUAUUAAACACGAUGUCGACGAACGUAAAUAAAAUAGUGUUAACGAUGUAAGUGAUAAAGUAGACGUUAUUUGUGAGAUGUUGGGUGCGAGCAAACUACAGUGAAGUGAACCAAAAUCCAGUCGAAAUGACGAUGAAAUCGCUGAAGUAUAGCGAGCGGGAGGAUAUGAUGGAGGGCUUCAGCCCGGUGCCACCCCCCCUCCCGCGUCGACAGCCCGUCAGAAAUAUCUACGCGGAGCCUUUCGUAGACCCGAGGUACACGUCAUCGGGCGUGACUAACGAAUGGCUCGCCCUACAGACCCUAAAUUCAGAGUCGUUGGGUAAUACAGGCAUGUCGAGCGGCAUGGGCGGUGGUACGCUGGGCAGCGCACAUUGCCAACUAGCGAACCAGCCUUUGGUGAUGCCAGUGUUCCCACUACGAGCCAGCCAGCCCAGUCCCGUGCCGGUGUAUUCCCCCUCACGCUUCCACAUAGACAAGCGAUGUCAACAUCGGUGCACGUGGAAAUGCCUCGCGAUAGCCAUGAUAUGCCUCUGUGUCAUCUUAGCAGCUAUGCUCGCGUACUUUAUAGCAUUAUCGUCAAUUAAAAGUAAUAUAGACAAUUCAAAUUGCAUCCUGGUUCAAGAUGUGAAAGCAGUAACACAUGCACAAGGGAUUAGAGAUGCACUAUCAACAUCAUCACCUUCAGACGAAUCAAUAUCAACGUCAUCGCUGGGUUGGUCAACAACAGCAGAAGCUGCGUUAGAGUCAGCAAUCAUACCGCAGCAAGCACAACAAGCAGCGCCUCCACCCUGGUCACCAGCGCUGGAAGUUAGAGAAUUUGACGAAUUACAUAGUGCGACCAUACCUGCUUACCAAUUUUGGAGUUCAGAAUUCCGCAACAAACAACCCGCAUAUGUUAGCCUAAACUUCACGGUACCAUGGGGCGCCAACUUCGCUGUAUAUGGCAGACGAAACGUGGCACCAAGCGUUACCCAGUACGACUUUGUAGAAUUUAUUCGAGGCGGUAGGGUCGACCACAGACUCAGAAGAAGAAGAAGUCCUCACAAACAUGACUCGAAUGAUCAUGGCCUUGAUGACUGGGAUACGUUAUUAAGCACGAAUAGCCCAAUGCGUCGAUGGAACCAUACAAUAACUAGGAGAUCUGCCGACAUGAGGGUCAAUGUCAGUAUUUUACAGUACCUUGACACAGGAAGAUGGUUUAUUUCUAUAUACAAUGAUGAACUACAACCGCAUAGUGUCGAGAUGAUAGUGUCCGAAGCUGAAGGCGUUACAAAUUCUUGCCCUGAUGAUUGUUCUGGACAUGGAUCUUGCUACCUCGGAAAAUGUGAAUGCAUGGACGGCUACGAAGGACACGAUUGCUCAAAAAGUGUAUGUCCGGUACUAUGUUCUGGGCAUGGUGCGUACGCAGGCGGGAUAUGUCAUUGCUCAGAAGGGUGGAAGGGUGCUGAGUGUGAUGUUCCCUCUCACGAUUGUGAGCCUGCCGAUUGCUCUGGACGAGGAGUGUGUGUCGCGGGUCAUUGUCAAUGCAACGCUGGAUGGAAAGGACCUAAAUGCGAUGAAGAGGAUUGUCUGGAUCCGACGUGCGGCGGUCACGGUUCAUGCGUGCGCGGGCGCUGCGUGUGUCGUGCUGGAUGGCGCGGCGCCGCGUGCACCGAGCGCGACGCGCGCGUGCAGCGCUGUCUGCCCGCGUGCUCACAGCGAGGUGUUUACGACCUCGACGCCGGGAGAUGUGUCUGCGACCCUUUAUACACUGGCGAUGAUUGCUCUCAAGUGGUGUGUUCUCUGGAUUGUGGUCCCCGCGGAGUUUGUGCGGAAGGCGUGUGCCGAUGUGACGAAGGGUGGACGGGCGCACGAUGCGACCAACGGCCUUGUGACCAACGUUGCCAGGAUCACGGCCAGUGUAAAAACGGCACCUGUGUCUGCACUCAAGGAUGGAAUGGUCGACACUGCACACUUCCUGGUUGCCCGAACGGUUGUUCUCGUCACGGUCAAUGUCUUCUCGAGGAUGGAGUCUACAGAUGCUCAUGCGCUGAUGGUUGGGCUGGCACCGAUUGUUCCAUCGCACUUGAACUCUCUUGCAAUGAUAACGAAGAUAAUGAUGAAGAUGGAAUGACGGACUGUUCCGACUCGGAGUGCUGCAGCCGGCCGGAAUGCACCGAGCACAUCAUGUGUCUAGCGUCCAAUGACCCUGUCGAAGUGUUACUGCGAAAACAACCUCCGUCUGUCACCGCAUCAUUCUACCAACGCGUCAAGUUCCUCAUCGAAGAAAAUUCGGUACAAAGCUACGCUCACAUGGACGAGUAUUCCGAGAGCGCGUUCUGGAAUUCCUUUACACCAUGCCGCGUGUCCGUGAUGCGGGGGCAAGUGGUAUCACCCCAAGGACUGGGCAUCAUCGGCAUCAGGGUCUCCGUCGAUAGAGAAGCGAGGUUCGGGUUUACGCUUACAAGACAGGGUGGAUGGUUCGACGUGUUGGUGAAUGGAGGUGGUGCAGUGACGCUGCAGUUCCAAAGAUCGCCGUUCAAACCUUUACGGAAGACCGUCUUCGUGCCAUGGAAUCAGAUCGUCGUCCUACCGCCAGUACAAAUGGAAUUAACGGAUGAGAGCGUCAAAGUGCCUACACCCAGAGCACCACAACGUCUGGAUUGGUCACCGAUGCCCCAAUGGUGGGAAGUGGAAUCCCCACCUUGCGCUGCCCACGACCACGAGCGUCUCCGACCUGAAGUGGUAGCUGUACCACCACUAGCUGCACCUGCUGCUUCAUCUGCUACCACCACUACCGUCGUUUAUCCUGAAGCUCAGAUCGUAAGUGAAUCCAUCGGCAUCCCAGGUUCAUCAGUCAAACUGACCUACCGUUCUUCACAAGCUGCCGGGUACCUCUCCUGUGUCCACAUUCAACUGACGCGUCGAGUCGUACCGGCUGCCUUAGCCAGGGUUCAUGUACGAGUUGAGAUCGAGGGCUCUCUACAUACACAUAGUUAUGAAGCGGAUCCUGACUUGACACACGUAUUUGCUUGGAAUAAGAGGAACGUUUAUAAGCAAAAGGUAUACGGCCAAGCUCAAGCGAAGAUUUCAAUCGGUUACGAAUAUUCGUCCUGUUCAUCUAUCGUUUGGGAGACACAGACAGCUACACUGGCAGGUUUUGACGUAGAUAUUUCUGAUAUUGGCGGCUGGGGUCUUGAUAUACACCAUCAUUAUAACUUCCACGAAGGCAUUUUGCAAAAGGGAGACGGAGCUCUGUUGCAUUUGAAGCAGUACCCUAGAACUGUACAGGUGGUAAUGGGAACUGGACUCCAACGCUCCCUUGAGUGUCCGGAUCAUUGCAACGGCAAAGCAGCUGACGCUCGUCUGUUAACUCCAACCGCUCUAACCUCUGGACCUGAUGGAUCCCUAUAUGUGGGAGACUUCAACUUCGUACGUCGUAUCACUCCUGAAGGGAUCGUUACCACAGUUCUUAAAUUAGAAACCACGCAAGUCGCUUACCAAUACUAUAUCUGCAUAUCACCAGCUGACGGACACUUAUACAUAUCCGACUCUGAAAAGCAUCAAGUUAAAAGGGUCUUGGCAUUGGAAAAAGUUAGAGAUCCGUCGUUAAACUCUGAACCUGUCGUCGGUAAUGGUGAUCGCUGUGUGCCUGGUGAUGAAAAUAACUGCGGAGAUGAGGGACUGGCUAUUAAAGCUAAGCUUGCUCAUCCAAAAGGUCUUGCUAUCGCUGCUGAUAAGACAAUGUAUAUUGCUGACGGCACCAACAUUAGAGCGGUUGAUCCAAAUGGUGUCAUACAUACAUUAGUUGGACAUCAUGGCCAUCACAACCACUGGUCGCCAGUUCCUUGUCGUGGUGCUAUACCUCCUUAUGAGGCUCAAUUACAAUGGCCUACUGGAGUAGCUUUGUCUCCACUCGACGGAUCUCUUUACUUUAUUGAUGACAGAAUAAUCCUCAAGUUGACAGUAGAUAUGAAGAUCAAGGUUGUAGCCGGUCAACCAUCUCACUGUCGCGUUGGGACUGACGGCAAGCCAAUCAGUAAAGUAACAAACAGAACUAAUUCAGACUUCAGAGAAGACUCUAGCUUAGGAACCAUACAAGCGAUUGGGUUUGCCCCCAGUGGUAUUCUUUACGUAGCUGAAGCGGAUUCAAAGAAACAAAAUACCAUUAAAACUAUAGAUCCUUCUGGAAAGAUUAUGCACUUCGCUGGAAAGUUGCAGGAGAAUUUAAAAGAACUAAGCUGUGAAUGUAACUCCUCAAGUUCUGCUACUGCGAUACCAGUCAAUACUCGUGAAGAAGGUGCAGGCUGCCCUUGCCGACUUAGCGUCGCGGCAGGUGAUGAGCCACCAACAAGUACAGAGACCUUGCUAUCUUCGAACGCUAAAUUCCAGACUAUAUCGGCUCUUGCUGUCACUCCGGAUGGUGUUCUAAAUGUUGUAGACCAAGGUUCCCUGCAUAUUCUUGCUUUGAAGCACUAUCUACCUACACAUGACGAAAAUGGAGAAUUCAGAAUACCGUACCCACCAACAACAGAAAUUUAUGUAUUCAACCGAUACGGACAACAUAUCACCACCAAAGAUUUGACAUCUGGAAAGACAAGAUAUUCCUUCCUCUAUUCAAAGAACACUAGUUUUGGCAAGCUGUCUACUGUAACCGAUGCUUCUGGAAACAAGAUACAAUUACUUCGAGAUUACAGCAAUGUAGUAAGCUCGAUUGAAAACACGCAAGACCACAAACUUGAACUCAAGAUAUCUGGCAUCGGGUUCCUGACCAAAAUAUCUAAGAAGGGCGCCUCAGAAAUUGAAAUGGAUUAUGAUGCUAAUUCUGGAUUGCUCAACAGUCGUUCAGGGGCUGGAGAUACCGUCAUCUACACGUACGACGAAUUUGGUCGAGUAACCAAGAUUAUUAUGCCAUCUGGAGAACAGGUUCACAUAUCAUCUGGGCUCGCAAAAAAUUACGGCUUAGCAGUGACUGUUUCAAAUCCAUCAAGUACUAUCCCUGUUGGAGUGGCUAAGAAAUGCGAAUAUGUGUUACAUGGCCAAUCAUUCAAACAGAUCACAAUUAAUAACGGGAAACAGAUAACUGAAGGACGAAUUUACUCCAAUAACACGUUGCUUUUGGAUACUCCGUGGGGUGGAAAGUUCGAAAGCAUAGCUGCUGCCAAACACCCAUUACUAGAAGCUGCGCUACCCAUUGAAGCUGAAAUGCUCCAUAUGUGGUCACAUCAAACUACAUCAUUCGGAGAUGGUCUCGUUAAUAAUAUGUACUCUCUAUACACUUUGGUUGGCGACGUAAGAAAUCCUCAGCAAACUUUGAACCGAGAAAUUUGGGUCAAUGAUUCGAGAGUUCUAAUUAUCGAGUUCGAUCAAUUCAAAAGUCGAGAAACAUUCUUCAAUACGGACCGUAAUCCACUUUUCACCAUUUCUUAUGAUGUUGCUGGCUUACCGCUAUCAUUCUCUCCUCAUGGAGCUGGUGUUCCCAUAAAUAUCUCAUACGACAGGUUCUAUAGGAUAAACGGAUGGAAGUGGGGUGAAAGCGAGGAGACCUACAGCUACGACCCACACGGAAUGCUCUCAGAGAUUACCAGCCCACAAGACGGAACCAAAUAUAUUUACUACAAUGAAGGCAAUCUUGUGUCAAAAAUCACGUUAGCAAGCCAGAGAAGUUUCAAAUAUACGUAUGAUGAAGAUGGCGGUUUGACCCAUGUUGUCUUGCCUUCUGCAACUAAUCACUCAUUCAGUGUACAACCUUCUAUUGGGUUCUUAAGGGUCACAUACACACCACCAGGUUCUACUAAGAAGUACUUGCAGCAUUAUUCUCAUACCGGAGAACUUUUGCAAACUGUAUUCCCUGGUGAUGGUGCUAGAGUUGUUUACCGGUAUUUCACGACUAACAAAGUUUCAGAAGUUGUUCACGGCGAUGGACAAACACAGAUCCAUUAUGCCGAAAAUAGCGGCCUUCCAUCAGAAAUAUUGCACGUAGAUCGUGAUGUCGACUACAGAUGGGAGUCAACUUACGUUGGUGGUUUACUAACUGAAGAGAGACUGGACUAUGGCGCAAAAACAGGUCUAAGCAAUGCAAAGAUAAUCUACGAGUAUGACAACAACUAUAGAAUAACGUCUGUUCAAGGACGUAUAGGUGGGCAGACGCUCAUUCCACAUCAUAUCGUGUAUAACAUCAAAACUGGAGCACCCGAAGUUCUUGGACAAUUCACUGUAUCCAAACAAAAAUGGAACGAAACAUCCGUAUACGAUGGCAUCGCUAUGUUCUCUCGUGUCCUGAACGAACAGUUUUUAGAAAAGGAAGUCACUGUCAACAUACAUAGGAUGGAAGUUUUCAGAAUGGAGUUUUCUUACGACAGGCAUGGGAGAAUAUCUCAAACACGAACCCAUACAAGAAAUGUUGGUGUCAAUAGUUACACUAAUGUGAAGAAUUACACCUGGGAUUGUGAUGGACAGUUGACCGGGGUUGAGGCGCAGGAACCAUGGGGCUUCAGAUACGACGACAAUGGAAACAUGUUGUCGUUGACUUACAGAGGCAAUACAAUUCCCAUGGAGUACAAUGAUAUGGACCGCAUCAUUAAAUUCGGAGAAGGACAAUAUAGAUACGACAGUAGAGGUCUUGUAUCUCAAAAUGCAAGAGAAGAGAGGUUCCAGUACAACUCCAAGGGUUUGUUGACCAGGGCUACGAAACGUGGAAGAUUUGAUGUCCGCUAUUACUAUGAUCAUUUAGACAGGCUCUCCACAAGAAAGGAUAAUUUCGGAAAUGUAACACAAUUCUUCUACACCAACAAAGAUAGACCACACGAAGUCAGUCAUAUCUACUCACCCCGUGAAAACAGAUUCAUGACACUGGUUUAUGAUGACAGAGGAUAUCUCAUUUACACACAGGUGGCCCGUCAUAAAUAUUAUAUUGCUACCGAUCAAUGUGGUACUCCAGUAAUGGUAUUCAAUCAGUAUGGAGAAGGUAUCAGAGAAAUAAUGAGAUCACCAUACGGUCACAUUGUCUACGACUCCAACCCUUACUUGUAUCUGCCUGUGGACUUUUGCGGAGGACUUCUCGAUCAAGUGACAUCACUUGUACAUAUGGCCAAUGGAAAAGUGUACGACCCUCUGAUUGGACAAUGGAUGUCACCACUAUGGGAGAAUCUAAUUGAAAGAAUACACAACCCGACGCAACUGCACCUAUACCGAUUUAAUGGCAACGAUCCUAUUAACGUGCAGCCACAGAACAAAAAGCCAACUGAUCACAUGUCGUGGUUGAAACUCCUGGGAUAUGACACCAAAAGCCUGGCGCCACAACUAUACCCAGACGAACUACCUGGAGGCUCUGUACUGCCAAGUAUCCCCCGCGGCCGUCCCGUAUGGGGAACCGCACCAGACAACAGCAACCCUGGCCUACCCUCUGCCAUGUCGUUGCUGCCCAGCGUCAGCAUAGAGUCGGGAUUCCUAUCACACAUGUCCAACAAACGUAUUGCGGACUUCAAAAGCUUGUCGAUAACAGCCAUGUCUGCUCUCAAGACUGAUGCUUUGAACUUAGCUCCUAAACGCAUUGGAUCUGACUCAGAACCACCUUUCGGAAGAGGCAUCCUCGUAUCACGUAACUCGCGUGGUCGCGCCGUAGUCACAGCCGUUCCAUCUGCCAACGCAAUCUACCGAGACGUGUACACAUCUGUUUUCAACCGAUCACACUUACUGCCAUUUUCGUUCGUGGUACACGGCGAUCAACAGGACGUGUUCUAUUUCGUAAAAGAAGACACAUGGCGCGCCGUUGAUGACAAACAGCAGCUGAAACGGAUGCAGGGUAAACUGAACGUGACAUUCCAUGAAGUAGCUGAAGGAGGACGCUCUUACGCGGAUGUGAAAAUACAUGGUGAAACUACUAUUGUGAAUUUGCGGUACGGAACGAGCGCAGAGCGUGAACGACAGAGGCUGCUGCAUCACGCCCGUGCGGCAGCCGUACGAAAGGCGUGGCACAGAGAGCGCGAGGCGCUUCGCGGAGGGCUCGGCGGCUCGCUCGACUGGUCUGCUGCAGAACUGGACGAAAUCCAAAAGGCAGGCUCUGCGGCGGGCUACGAAGGCGAGUACAUCCAUGACGUGGCGCGCUACCCCGAGCUAGCCGAGGACCCGUACAACGUGCGCUUCGUCAAGAAGCGGUCCGAUCGCGCCGAGCGCCGGCGGCGGAAGCGCGAAGACUGCCGCGCGCCCUGGUGGCUCGCCUGGGACGAUAUCUGCUAGUGAUGUGCCGCCAUCCAUAUGCCAAAUCGUGUGAAUGUAAAUCGGUGUGUGUGAACGGUGAAGAAUGUUUGUGAUGAGUGCUUGUGAAAAUAUAUUUUGUAAAUAGUCUCUAUUAAUUGUUAAUUGUUGAUGUAUGUAUGUACGGUAGACGCGAAUCCCUAUCGCUGUGUAAAUAAUAAAUUUUAAUUUGCAGGGAGAGAAUGGACCUUUUGAGAGGACUGAUAUUAAAUGUAAUGUAUGUAUAAAUAAGACGAUUUAUGUGAAUAUAAAAUUAUUUAUACUUAUUUAUCGGUAAAAAAGCUUCGAUUGUGUCCAAUGUUCUUAUAAAAUUUAGAUGAAGACUAUUUGAAAGAAUAAUAAAAAGGCAUACUUUUUUAACCAAAUCAAGCUGUAGUUUUAUAUUAUUAUGAACCUAAAAAUUCUGUCCUACUGUGAU